This is a messenger RNA of Closterium sp. Yama58-4, 3393 nucleotides long. The record is from the annotation of a GenBank genome assembly. NCBI's taxonomy places the organism in Eukaryota, Viridiplantae, Streptophyta, Zygnematophyceae, Desmidiales, Closteriaceae.
AUGAUGUCGUACAAGCGAUUACGCCCCGACCUCCUUCCGCCGCCGCCAUCGCCCUUGCAAGACCCUCGAGCCGCUCUGAUAACGCCUCCGCCGUUUCCGCCGACGCCGCCGCAUCUGCAAGAAAAGCCCGACGCGCGCGCCGCGCAGCACGCGGCAUCACGCAAUCAGGGGCCAAUAGCAGCAGGAGGCGCUCUUGCCGUUUCGCAUACCUCCACGUCACAGAAUCACUUGCUGUGCCCGCUUCCCCCGCGAUUACCAUCCGCAUCCCGCACGUUCCGCGGCCCCUCUCAUACCCCUCCCGCGCAAUCCCCGGCUCACUCCUCCGCUUACGCCCCUCCGCAAUCCCCCGCUCAUUCCUCCGCGCAGGGCCCCGCGCACACUUUCGCACAACCGCCCUCCCCCGCCAAUGAAUUCUCUAUGGGGGGAAACGGAAACGCCCCUUUACAGUUCGCGCAAGGCCUCUGCGCUCCGCUCCCCCCAUCAUUCCGACGUUCCCCUGCGACCGGCGCGGCGGGUCUCGCGGGCCGCUCGCGCCACCUGCAGCGCGCAAACACGGCGGGUUCGUCGAUUCGCGGAAGCGCCUCUAGCGGCGGCGUGUCUACGCCGGGCCGCCUCAGCCCAUCCGCAUCUCCCAUUAUCAACGGAACUUCAGCCGCGCUUUUCGGGAUGUCUGCUGGAAAUUUUGGCGGCUUCAGCGCGUUCGACUCCCCCUCCAACAGCCCAUUCGCGGCGGAUUCCGCCGUUUCCGCCGCUUCCGCGCUCCGCCGAUGCUCCACCGUCGGGGCGGAGAGGGAGAGACCGCAGAUGCUCGUGCGUGAUUGGUCCGCCGACAGAAAUAGCAUCCGCGCUAACAUCAUGUUCCCGGCAGACUAUCCGCCAGAGCUGUUACAUCCGCCACACCCCUCUCCGCCAGAGAUCUUCGCGCAAGCGUGCGGAGAGGGUUCCGCCGCCGCCGCCGCCGGGGCGAGUCAACUUCCGCGCAACGCAUUUGCUCCUGCCGCCUCCGCGCCUGCCCCCUCCGCAACGCGCGGCUCCGCGUCUCCUCCGGUUUCCGUUUCCGCUCACAUUUCCGUUUCCGCUUCCGGCGGCGUCUUCGGCGGUGGCGCCGCCUCGUCCUUCUGCCGCACCGAGCCCUCCCGCGACGGCGCUCAGACCUCCAAAGUAUACGCUCAUGAUAUCGCGCCGCCUCCGCUCGCGCCGACCACAGCUCCUGUCGGGGCGUUGCUACAACGCGGAAACAGCGGCAAUCAGAUGGAAACGGGUAGAAGGUUUGCGGGCUUGAAGCGGCCGUCAGAUCUGACGGCGACGGUUAUUUCUCCUUCGCGAGGGCUUGGGAAACCCCCAGCAACGGGAGCCGCGCCGACGGCUCUUCACGCGACUUCUGCUCCUCUCGAUACAAGAACAGUCGCCGAGGCUGGGAAUUGGUGCGGAAGUCAGGGAACGGAGGGACGGGCAGGAAGAAAUAUACCGAACUGCUCGUUAGAGGGGCAAAGCUAUUGCUCUAACAAUGGUGGCGGAGGAAACGGGACGGAUCGUGAUUGGAUGCGGUCGGAACAGGUUCGCGACGAGUUGGCUGGUGAAAGAAACGGAAAAGUAUUGGCUUUACGCGGUGGUGAUAAAAGCGCGGGCGAAGCGGAAGGUAUGCCCGCGUUAUUGGAACAAGCGGAUGUGGAUCUAGCGAGUCUGGUGAAUGGGUUGGAGGAGGGCGAUUCGAAGGUUGUUCUUGUAACCGAGGGGACAAUGGUGGAUGUUCAUCACUGCGAAGAUGUGACUAAAACGGGAGAUUUUUGCAGUCCCGUUACAGGAGGGGAGGAGAGAGCUGCGGAUGCGGAUUGUAACGAAAGGAUGGAUGAUGCGGGAGAGCCGGACGAGCUGGAUACGUUCGAUCUGACGCAAAUGGAGGGUCUUGAUCUGCCGAUCGUCCUGUCGGAUGCGAAUCUGGACGAGAUCUCGGGAAUCUCGUCCGCAGAUUUUCUCCCAGAUCUUCCGGAAGAUUUGUUCGCAGAUCUCCCGUUAGACGCGCCCUUCGAUGUAGUCACCCUGUGUGAAGACUCGUCAGAUUGUGCAGUUAGGGAGGGCAUGGGCAUCGCCAAUCCCACUGCUACACCCUGUGAGGCUCCGUUGCUCCGCGCCGCUCCCCCUUCCGGGGAUGGGAGAGGGGGGGAGAGAGGAGAGGCGGUUGAGGAGGGAGGGGCGGUGAUGGGGGAAAGAGGAGAAGCAGCAAUAGCAGCACCAGCAGCACCAGCAGCAGCACCAGCAGCACCAGCAGCAGCACCAGCAGCGGCAGCAGCAGCAGCAGUGGCAGCAGCAGCAGCAGCAGCAGCAGCAGCAGGCUUAGUCGGGGGAAAGAGGGGCACAGCAGGUGUGAACCAGCAAAUGGCAGCAGCAGUGGCGUUGAAUCGACUGCUGCAGCAGAGGCAGAUGCUCAGCAACCCAAGCAACCCCAAGCAGCAACUGCUACUCAGAGCCCUCGCCGCUGCUGCCACCACAGACUCGGGAGUUCCGCCCGUUGCUCUUGCCUCGGUCAUCGCAGCCUCGGCGGCAGCCUCGGGAGCUGCCUCGGCAGUUGCCUCGGCGGGAGCUGUGUCAGCAGGUUCGGAGCCAGGUCUGUGUGCAGGUUUGGCUGCUGCAUCCCCGUCCACCCCAUCUUGCCAUCCGCCAUGGAUUCUGGAAGUGGGGUGUGGCAGUGGCAGCUCUGCACUAGCCAUUCUGCGAGCCACCACUCGAGUUUGCCUAGCAGCAUGUGACAUCAGCCCUACUGCCGUCUCCCUCACAACCCACACACUCUCUCACGCACUGGGGGAGCACACAGCCACACACCGCUUCCGAGGGUUUGUGUGUGACGUGGCACAGGGGGACCUUCACGCUGCCCUGGCGUCCAGAUUCACUGCACCUGGCGUGAGUGAACCCCCUGCAGUGCCUACAUCCGGCGAAUCUGGCGUAUCCAGCGAAUUUUCUCCUAUGCAAGCAUCCCCCAGCCCAGCUCCCCCGUCCGGAUUCAACGAAUCUGCACUGGUCUCCGUGCCGCCCACAGCUAGACCCUCUCCUCCAGAAUUCCGGGCGGCGUUGUGCAUCUUCACUCUGUCGGCGCUGCACCCGGAUCACAUGUUGCAUGCACUGAGGCAGAUACGCUCUGUGUUAGCCCCUGGAGGGCUGCUGCUGUUCAGGGACUAUGGCGUGUUUGAUAUGGUCAUGUUCCGUGACCGGUUAUAUGAGCGGGGGGACGGCACCCUAGCGUACUUCUUUUCAGUGGAAGAGGUGCGGGUGUUGAUGGGUGCUGCUGGGUUUGAGUGCGAGGAGGUGGAGUAUUGUUGUGUGCGGAAUGAGAAUAGGAGGAAGGGCAGGGAGAUGAAGCGCGUGUGGGUGCAUGGUGUGUUCAGAAAGGUGGGGUAG